Molecule: messenger RNA, 1365 nt
Organism: Racocetra fulgida
Lineage: Eukaryota; Fungi; Glomeromycota; Glomeromycetes; Diversisporales; Gigasporaceae
Source: the annotation of a GenBank genome assembly
AAUGUUGGUUAUAACAUAUUAAGAAAAUUUAAAGCAGAAGUUAUGGAAUUUGAUGAUAUCGUAGAAUUCUCAAAUUUACCGAAUAAUGUUGAUUGGCAAAAGAUUAUUCUCACUUGGAUUCAAUCGUUUGAAAAAAUAAAAUUUUCGUAUGACUAUGUAACAAUUGUUGAUGAGCAUUCUGUGAUGGACCUUAAGAAAUUACACCGAAUUUUAGAUUCAUCUGUAAUCAAUAAUUAUACCUUGACACCUGAACAGAAAUUUUAUCUAGUUUGGGGUCGCUUUGAUAUCAAAACAGCAGAUGAUAUGGUCAUAAUACUUGGUCGAGGAUCCAUAGACACUUUACUUAGUUUUGACUAUUUCACAAUACCAGAUAAAAAUGAAACUUUAAUAGAAAUGUUUCCUAAUCAGAUAUCACUAGCUUAUUAUUAUUUCAAAGCAGAAAAUCUUACAGAUAAAAGCAAUUUGUUUUUCAUUAAUGAUCAGAUUGGAAUAAUAGAAUGGUCAAAUUCUAUCGCAACCGUUCCAAUAGAAAAAACAAUUGGAGUCGGUCAUGUAUAUCUAGAAAAUGAUGUAAGGGAUUUAAUUGAGCAUUUAUCAAUCACAAAAUCUACAAUAUGUAACCCUAUUACAUAUGAAAACGGUAAAUUGGCAAUAGCAAUAGUAACAAGUAGUUUCUUAUAUAAUGAUACGUGCAUGUAUUCCGUAAUAGAUGACGUGACAGAUAACAAACGCAGAUAUGCCAAAAAACAUGGAUAUUCAUUUGUGGCACGCUCCAAAGAAUUCACUCAACAAAUAUAUAAGAAACGAAGAGAUGUCUGGGGAAAGAUUGACAUUAUUGAAAAACUUUUACCUUACUAUGAUUGGAUUUUAUGGUUAGAUAUGGAUGCUGUUAUCGCAAAUCAGGAUAUUACUAUAGAACAAUUGUUUGAAAAUUUUAAAAAAAAAGUUGGAAAUGAAAAAUUUGAUAAUAUCAGUUUUAUAAUUGCUAGACCUAAAAAUGAUAGGAUGAUAAAUGCAGGUGUUUUUCUGAUUAAAAAUUCAGAAUGGAGUCGAAAAUUUUUAAGAGAUGCGCAGAAACAAAGCAAAUAUUAUUAUUAUGGAUCAUUAGAACAACAAGCUUUGUAUAUUAUGAUGAAAACAAAGAUGUAUAAAAAGGGGACACUUUACCUUGAUCAAGAUGACCAUACAUUCAAUACAUUUCCGCAUAGAUAUAUUCUAGGAGAUUUUAUAGUUCACUGGGCUCCAGAUAAUGGAUGUCCAGCACAAAAUGUUUUGGACGGGAUUAAAAAAUUUAGGCAAUAUGAGGCUAAUAAAGAAUUCAAAUUCACUCUUACACAUGCUUCUGUCCCUACAAGAGUGCGAUAA